This is a messenger RNA of Fimicolochytrium jonesii, 768 nucleotides long. RefSeq lists its product as uncharacterized. The transcript is spliced from 7 exons. Bases 1 to 768 code for a protein of 255 amino acids. Lineage: Eukaryota; Fungi; Chytridiomycota; Chytridiomycetes; Spizellomycetales; Powellomycetaceae. The record is from RefSeq and is a predicted model, not a curated record.
AUGUGCCAGCUCGACUUCUUGGCGUCGCCUGGGGUUGGGAGGGCAGAUGCGACCGUAUACGGGCUUGCCGUUAUCCGGUGUGGGAAUCAUGUGCAAGACAUUCGGGACUACACGAUCGUUCGGCACGAAGGCAUUCCGGUGUUCAUGUACAAUAUGGCGGACUUGCGAUGGUACCGCGCUGAAAUCGAGGUCGGCGGGCUUGUCCGGAUCCUUGACGGGCUGGAUAUUGAUGGCCCCAAGGGACACCGCUCCUUUCCGCAACGCCCGGCGCGCUUGGUUCGAUGGGAAACGGGGGUUCGCAAACGACCACUUAUCCCAAUCCAGCUUGACACGAGCAUUAAGUUUCAGGGUUCUGCUUCAUGGGAUAAGGCGACUCGUGGUCCCAUGGUAACGAAUGCCGUUAUCGCUGAGGAUGUACGACGUACAGCCGGUAUCGAGGAGAAUAGUGGCCGGGCGGCUCGCGAUCGUGCCGUGUACGGUCAAACGGGCAUCGGUGACGAGCGGGCCUUCGGAAUGCCGGCGGGCAUGAACGCAGAGUUGUGCGUUACGACGGUAGUUGCUAUGUUGCGUAGUGGGCGAGAGACCUUGGGCCAAAGCAAUGCUCUGUCCAGUACGGUGUGGUGGAAUGCAAGGGGAUGUGGGAGUUGGCUACGGCGGGAGUUGGCGAAGGGCAACGGAUUGGUGGAACGAGGAGGAGAAACUUGCGGGGACGGUCCUGGGGUGGUAGGGCUAUGGUUAUUCUACGUUGUUGGUGAUGCUACCUUGUGA